UACUUUGUAUAUAUAAAUUGUGUAGCAACCUCAAACCCCAUAUCCUCCUCCCAUGGCUGCUUCAUCAUCAUCUGCUUUUAUCAACAUGGACAACAACGUUAAUCAAUCCACCUCCACCAACACCACUUGGCCUUCAUUUUCUGACCAUAAUAAAUUUAGCACUCAAGUUCCAAAUUUCAAGUCAUUUGCUCCUUCCCCUACCCUUAUCUCCCCUUCUUCAGCUUUUAGCCCGACUGAUUUCUUGGACUCACCUGUUCUUUUCUCCACUUCUGCUCUUUUUUCUUCUCCGACUACCACCGGUGCUUUUGGCGGUGCUCAAACGGUAAACUGGAAGAACGAUUCUAAUGACCAUCAACAAGGAAUCAAGCCCAAGGGGUUUGAUUUUUCUUUCCAAGUGCCUCAAACGCAGUUAACGCUGCCAUCUACGACCGCUACCACUGCCUUUCAGUCUUGUUCCAACACGGUUUCUAUGGAACAACCGGCAUGGAGUUUAGAGAAAACCGGCGGUGAAAUGGUCCAAUUCAAACCAAAUAUGCAGAGCAAUACAGGUUCUCAACCAGCUGGUAAUUACACUUCCCAAUACCAUCAAACAUCACAGUAUAUGAACAACAGGAAGGUUGAAGACGGGUAUAACUGGAGAAAAUAUGGGCAAAAACAAGUGAAAGGGAGUGAAAACCCACGCAGUUAUUACAAGUGCACGUAUCCCAAUUGUCCCACAAAGAAAAAAGUGGAGAGAUCUUUGGAUGGACAAAUUACUGAAAUAGUUUAUAAAGGUAGCCAUAACCAUCCCAAGCCUCAAUCUACAAGAGGUAAUAGGUCCUCAUCGUCUCAUUCUGCUGAGAUAUCAGAUCAAUCAGUUGGUACAUUAGGGAACCAACUAGGAGACUCCUUUAUAAUGCAAGAUGAGACUUCGGGUUCCAUUGAUGAUGAUGACUUUGACCAAGCUUCUUCAGCAAUAAGUAACACUAAUGGUUGUGAUGAUAUCAACGAAAAUGAACCAGAUGCUAAAAGAUGGAAAGGUGAAAAUGAGAAUGAGGGUAUGGUAGGUUGUGGUAGCAAAACUGUGAAAGAGCCUAGAAUAGUGGUGCAAACAACAAGUGAUAUUGAUAUUCUUGAUGAUGGGUAUAGAUGGAGGAAAUAUGGACAGAAAGUAGUCAAGGGAAACCCCAAUCCAAGGAGCUACUACAAAUGUACGACAAUAGGUUGUCCUGUUAGAAAACAUGUGGAGCGAGCAUCCCAUGAUUUGAGGGCUGUGAUAACUACUUACGAAGGGAAACACAACCACAAUGUUCCUGCUGCACGCGGGAGCGGCUACGCGAUGAACAGACCUUCGGCUGUAACUGCAAACAUGCCUAUAAGGCCUUCAGCUGUCCCCAGUCAGCCUAACAAUACAAUGUACCCCAACUCGGGAGUUAGCUUGGGGAUGCUGCAGAACAACAACAACAACAACAACACAGGUAGUUUCGGAUUCUCUAGACUGGGGAAGUCCAUUGGCUCAUCAUACAUGAGCCAACCCCAUUUCUCAGAUGGGGCUUUUGCUAAGGAUGAACCUAGGGAUGAUUCAUUUUUGGACGGAUUACUGUCUUGAAAAAAGCAAAAUAACAUAACUUUUAGGAGUAAACCAAUCAACAAAGUGGAUGUUUUUCAGUUAGUUUUCCUUUAGUUGCUUGAUUCUGUAGGUUCUGUGACUCAAUACUCAAUACACAGAAUUAGUGCAUUUAUUCA
Gossypium raimondii (Peruvian cotton) is the source of this 1725-nucleotide messenger RNA. Its product is annotated as probable WRKY transcription factor 33. Lineage: Eukaryota; Viridiplantae; Streptophyta; Magnoliopsida; Malvales; Malvaceae. Gene Ontology annotation, molecular function: DNA-binding transcription factor activity; sequence-specific DNA binding. Bases 53 to 1588 code for a protein of 511 amino acids. Gene Ontology annotation, biological process: regulation of DNA-templated transcription. The record is from RefSeq and is a predicted model, not a curated record. The transcript has 5 exons.